This is a messenger RNA of Paramacrobiotus metropolitanus, 3380 nucleotides long. RefSeq lists its product as uncharacterized. Bases 373 to 3315 code for a protein of 980 amino acids. The record is from RefSeq and is a predicted model, not a curated record. The transcript is spliced from 5 exons. Lineage: Eukaryota; Metazoa; Tardigrada; Eutardigrada; Parachela; Macrobiotidae.
AAAAAAAUUAAACAGCGCGCUGAAUAGGAAAUGCUAGCAGCAGCAACAAACAACCGUUGACGGAAACUGCAAGCAGCAUCUCUACCUUAGUGCGUUCGUUGUUAAUCACGCUUGCAGUGUGUCGUACAGUAAGUGAUUAAAACGAUAUGGAAAGUUAUAAAACGAUAUGGAUUUGCCAGAGUUGUGUUAGUUUGAACGCGAUGUCAGAGGAUCGAUGCUGCUACGACUGCGAAUAUACACGUCGAGAAAACAUCGGAGCGCAAGCUUAGUCAUAACCAUCAAUCCAACGCCACCGGUAUAGUGGAAUCUGCAGUCGUGGUUCUCGUGUCCUAUCACUUAUCCAAGCUAUUGCGCCAUAAGUAGGCACUUUACAUGGAGAAGAUACCUUUGAAAACGCAAUGGGGUCGUUUGGCCUUUGCUGAACAGUACUUUCCCGAUGAACUGUUCCAGCAAGCCACUGUCUUACGCACGCGGCGCAUUAUUCGCAAGGAAGCUCCGCACAAACGCGAACCCAUCGAGCUGACGCCCGAUAUCCAGCUGCGGCUGCGCAAGAUCAUCCGCCGUUUGCAGAGCAAGCGCUGGUACCUGCACGAGAAACGUGGUUUCAAACGCCAGGCACGCCAGCGAAAGCUUCAGCGGCGCGCUGAUUUCGUGCAGAAGCAGAAGCAAGCCGAAAAAAAGGCCGGCGAAAAAGCGGGAAAGGACGGCAAAGGAAAGGAAGCGCCGAAAGCGACCACAUCUAAAGGCAAACCGCCGACUGCUAACCAGACAUUUCCGCCAAAAUCGCGGAAAAAGUACAGAAAAUGGCGGGAAGGGAGAUACCGGAAAUGGAACAAGACCAACUUUCGGUCGGAAAUGCUUUCUUUUAUGUUGUUCGCUGUCUGUUUAGGAAUACGAGCACAUGUACUACCGGGGUUCCCACCCCGGCACACGCCCUUUUCUGAGUCCCAGAGCUUCCACAUAUCGCCUUAUCAGCAAGCCAUAUCUGGCUUCGAACAGCACAAUUUAGCGUCCGAACGGCUGCCGGCAGUUUUUGAGCCGUCUCCGUACUGCAAUGUCGAAAAACCAUUAGGAUCACUGGAAGCCAAGCGGCGCUUGACCAAACUGUACCAGAAACAGUGGGAAAUUGAGAAUUAUGACCGACUGAACCGCAACCGUUUGGUCAAAGCCAUGGCAAAACUCAUCAUCAUGGCGAAAGAGAAGUACGAUGCAGAGCAAAACCGAAAGAGUAUCGACAAGAGCGCAGCGAAAAGCCAUCAGCCAGUCAUUCUGGCGUACCCGACGCAAAAUAAACCUGGAGCGCUUACUUCUGAGCAGGCUGAACGCGAAGCUGAAGUGCACGAAAUACUCCGCAAACAGCUUCAAGAAAAGGUCCGGGAAUUUCUCCAGAAUGAUCCAGCUGAACGGAACCGACAACUUCAGAAAAAAAUGCUAAAGAAAGUUCUCCAAAAUGCAGAAAUAAAGAAAAAUACAUUUAUCAACCGACCAAAAACAUUCUAUGACCACUUUAUGCGUCGGCAACUCCAAGAUCACACAGUUGCCAAAACCAUAGAGAAGCGUCAGUUAAUGGGAGCCACAAAGGCAGUUACCCCGUACUGUCGCUACUUAAUUGGGUUUAUCCCCGCCUCGAAGAUCGUCUUACCCGGAAGCAAGAUCAUUCCCAGUCGACAACGCCAUGGUCCUCGACCAAUGAAACUCUUGUCGCGCAUUUUGCCUCAUCAACAUGUCCACCCUAAACGGCCAGGACAUAAACGGGAGCGUUACACCAAGCAGCGUGAUCCCCACAAACCGAUUAAAGAAAAGCCGAAAGUUAAGGAAAAGAAGGAAGAUAAAGGGAAGGUCAAAGGCAAGCCGACGGCGGCUAAAUCCAAAGGGAAAGAUAAAGGCAAAACAACCGGCAAAGGCGGACCACCCAAAGACCCCGAAAAAUACCGAAAAUGGCACCGCCGACAGAAGCGGCAACGCCGGAAAAGAAAGUUGCGAAAGUGGAUUCCCGAUAUCGAAAAACGAAGGAGGAUCAAGAUCGCUCAAGAAAUAUUGGAUGAAAAAAAUUUUUGCCGGCCAAAGCCAAAUUUAAGAGGAAUGCGGCAGCGGAUUCGCGAACUGGAAGUUCAAAACGACCGAGCUACCCAGUUAAUCGAGUAUUUAACCCGCCGGAACGAGUACCUUCAUGAGCAGUAUACUGACUCCUAUACUAAAAAACACAGCGAAUACUUCGCUGUCUUCUCCGACUGGCGCUCCCACAACGACGAAUGGUUCCACCUCAAGGACCAGAUGGACGAAAUCCAGUCGGCCAUCCAUGCCGAAUCAAAGUUCUACGAGGAGCGCUGCCGCUCCAUCAUUGCCGAAACCACACAACUGGACCAUUUGCUGCACAAAGAAAUUUCCAACAUUGAGAUCGACUACAUGGAAAUAUUGCAGUUUCUGCAGCAAGAACCCAAUUGGGAGGUGCAGAUCGCGCAUCUGCAAACGCGGCCGUUGUACUAUGAAUUUCUAUACGCAUUUCGUGAGGCUGCGGAAGAGCAGAACUCUGCGUACAUCAGUGACCUUUUGCAACGGCAAAUGCAUAAAGAUUUCUUGAACUUGGCGCUUUUGGAACGCCGACGUAUGCGUAAGCUCCUUCCCGAUGCAUGUAAGCGGGUGCUGGAAGAAAGAGGUUUACUGGCACAGGAACAGAACAAACUGCGAAUGUGGUGUAAUCGGCUGCAGCGGAGACGCGAAAAGGUCUUGUUGCCGCUUUUAAAAGCCAAGCGAAUGCAGUGGGAUAACGUUCGCUGGGAGAAGCGUCACGUGAUUUGCCAACGCCAGCCAACCUUAUGGAAAAUUUUGGAUAAGAAAAAGCGGCUUCGUUUCUUGCGGCCGGUUAAUGGCGCAGCCGUCAGCCGGCUGUACAGGGCGGCGGGGCGCCAUCACCAAGAACUGCGCGCCCAGAUAACUGACGAGAAAAAAAAGCAUCAAGAAAAUCAAAACGACUUUCAAAUUGAGCAGCGGAAUUUAGAAGGAUUCCGAUCGCGCUUGGAACGGUUAAAACAUAAACGUUGCACAUUGGUGAAGCUGGUGGUUGAAUUAGCGAAUACUCUGAAAACAGCAUUCGGUUUACCAGACGAUUUCUUCUCUAUACGCUGGGCGGCAAAACCUUGCGUGGUGCCGAACACCAAUGAGCUUUUACGUCAUGUCCUUGAUAAACUGCAAAAUGAAAAAUUGCUGGAGCGUCAUGAACCGGAAGAGGACAUUCGGCAUUUUGUUUCCGGUUUGGCUGGAAUGGGUCAGAGCGUUAAAUCCUUCUCGAUCAAGGCGUUUGAUAAUCGUUCCUAAGCAACCUCCUCAAACAAGCGCAAUAACCAUUGAUCAACUGACUGAGCGUUGUUUUUGCUGUAAUU